Pipistrellus nathusii (Nathusius's pipistrelle) is the source of this 594-nucleotide messenger RNA. NCBI's taxonomy places the organism in Eukaryota, Metazoa, Chordata, Mammalia, Chiroptera, Vespertilionidae. The record is from the annotation of a GenBank genome assembly.
AUGUGCACCGGGGUGAUGGCCAAGUGCCUGGGGGUCACCCUCAUUCUGCUGUCCAUGAUUGCCUUCCUGGCUAACAUCCUUUUGUUUUUCCCUGGAGGAAAAGAGAUAGACAACACCAAUCACCUUUCUGAAGAGGUCUGGUAUUUUGGAGGAAUAUUAGGAAGCGGGUUCUUGAUGCUCCUUCCUGCUAACGUGUUCUUGGACCUGAAGUACAAUGACUGCUGUGGGUGCUGUGGCAAUGAGAGUUGUGGGAAGAGAUUUGCGAUGUUCUCCUCCAUAAUAUUUGCUGGGAUUGGAUUCUUGGGUGCUGGGUACUCAUUUGUCAUCUCACUCAUCUCAGUCAGACGUGGUCCUAAAUGUCUCAUGGAUAAUAACAAGUGGGGCUACCCCUUCCAUGAUGGGGAUUACCUCAAUGACGAAGCCUUAUGGAGCAAGUGCCAGGAGCCCAAAAAUGUGGUGCCCUGGAAUCUGAUCCUCUUCUCCGUCCUGCUCAUCAUAGCAGUGCUCCAGAUGCUUCUCUGCACCAUCCAGGUGGUUAAUGGCCUCCUGGGGACCCUGUUUGGAGACUGCUGCGGGGGAUAUAGAAGAGUUUAA